CCGCUGGUGCCGACUGCGGGACGUGCAGUGAACUUUGUGAUCGUUGGAUAGUCGCGAGAGAGAGAUCGUGAGUUGUUUUGCUUACUGUGUACAAAGGUUGUUCGAUGUGUGUUUUGCUGAUGACAGAGAUUUUUGCGGUAUUUUAAUAAAGUAAAAUAGGGGUAGUUGGGGAAUUAAUGAUAUUAAUAAUUUUUUAACAAUAAAACGGAGAACCGCUUGAAGCUUGUCGCGUCACGCCAUGCCCGCCAGCGCGCGGCUGCUGCCGCUGCUGCUGCUGGCCGUUGCAGUGAGCAGCGUGGGCGGCGGCGGCGGCGGCAGCGCGCCGCGGCUCGUGGUGGAGCCGCCGGCGCUGGUGAGGCACAGCGCGGCUGCCGGCGCACGGCUGCGGUGCCGCGCGGCCGGCGACCCCGCGCCGCGCCUCAGCUGGCUCGGCGAGGAUGGGGCAGAGCUCACUGAUACACACCAUAGGCGAGUAUUUCCUAACGGCACCCUGGAGGUGCUGCCGUCGACGGCGGCGCUCAGCAGCAGUGUGGUGCGGUGCCGCGCCGCCAACGCGCACGGCGUCGCGCUCUCUCGGGAGGUCAUGCUCGAGCCUGUUGCGGAUGUGCCGUGGGAGGCCGUGGUGAGCGCGGGCACGGUGUCGGCGGGCGGAGUGGCGGCCGUGUCGUGCCGCGCGUCCGCCGCCGGCGCCGCGCCGCUCGUGCGCCCGGCCGUGUGGUACCGCGCCGACCAAGUGCUCAAUGUGGACCCGCCCGCGCCUGAAUCGCGCUAUGUGGUAUUUGGUGACACACUCCUGAUUCGCGGAGUGUCGCCACACGACGACGGGCCGUACAGCUGCCUCGCGAGACACUCCCUCACGGCGGUCACCAAGAGGAGCAAACCUGCCGUGCUCACCGUAUCUACAGGUAGCUCAACAUCGGCGCCCCGUCUGUCCGCGCCGGCGGGCGAGCUGUCGGUGCCGGCGGGCGCGCACGUCUGUCUGCCGUGCGCUGCGCCCGACCACCCACAGCCGCACUACACCUGGUACCGCGAGCUUCACGGCCGGCUUUCCCCAGUCGAGCCCUCCCCCACGGUGUGGGAGUGGGGGGGAGGCGCGGCGCUGUGCUUCAGGCGCGUGCGGCGACAGCUUGCCGGCGCGUGGCUUUGCAAGGCUUACAACGUGUUCGGAGAUGCCACGGCUCAGCUCAGAUUGAAUGUUGAAGACGUACUCACUGUUACUGUUUCUCCUACUCUAGUGGUGGCAGACACGGGCAGCACAGUCCGCCUGAACUGCAGCGCCAAUGACCCGACGGCCUCGCUGAGCUGGCUGCACGAUGGCGUGGCGACCGGCGCGGGGUCAGAACUCAUCCUGCGGGGUCUGGCGCGAGCCCAGCGUGGGCUGUACCAGUGUGUCGCGCGCCGGCAGAGGGAGAGCGCGCAGGCUGCUGCUGAAGUUCGGCUUGGGGACUCUCCACCGGAGUUACACUACACAUUCAUAGAGCAGGCGUUGCGCGCAGGAGGCAGCGUGUCUCUGCGCUGUGCUGCUUCAGGUUCCCCUCCUCCUAGGAUCGGUUGGAUGCUUGAUUCACAGCCCCUUGAUCAAUAUCAUCGUCACAGAUACUUUAUCAGCGACGAGUCAUCGGUAAACGGUGACGUGGUUUCGAUCCUUAACAUCAGCUCAGCCUCACCCGAAGAUGGUGGCCGGUACACAUGUCGUGCUAGCAACGCCAAAGGGCAUCAUGACCAUUCCGCAAGACUUAACAUAUACGGCCCACCGUCAAUCCGUGCACUGGGUCCGGUGCGAGUCGUCGCGGGCGCCAACGCCACAGUCUUCUGCCCGUACGCUGGAUAUCCGAUCAGUUCUAUCUCGUGGUGGGAGCGGGGUGCCGGGCGUGCUGUGGAGGGUACAGGGCGGGUGUCAGCCCGAGGAGCUGAGCUCAGGUUGUCACCGGCGCUAGCGGCCGAUGCUGGACACUACGCUUGCGCAGUUGUUGCGCCAGAUGGCGCUGCUGCACGCCGUGACAUCGAGAUCCAAGUUAGAAAUCCACCGAAAAUUUCGCCCUUCAUGUUCUCUUCCGAGUUGAUGGAAGGCAGUUCAGUACAAGUCCUAUGUGGAGUCUCGUCUGGUGACAAACCCAUGUACUUUUCAUGGCUCAAGGAUGAAGCGCCUCUACCGCCAAACUUACAGAUCGAAGAAAAGAGCUUAAACGAGUUUUCCUUAUUAAUGUUCUCUGAUCUGUCAGCAAAGCACAGUGGUCGAUACACCUGCCGCGUGUCCAACCAUGCAGCCACAGUUAACUAUACUGCAACGCUUAGCGUCAAAGUUGCACCAUCGUGGAUUUCGGAGCCCACUGACACUGCUGUGAUGCUAGGUGCCCCUAUCAACUUGGAUUGUGUUGCCAAAGGAUACCCGUCACCUACUGUCACGUGGUACAGACAUCUUGGGGAAAUAGCCAGCCUUAACCUCGAAAAUAGCAACCAAUGGGAAGUGAUAAGUGGAUCAGAAUGGGGAGACACUGCAUCAGGAUUACGAGCCAAUAAUGGAACACUGCGCAGUAUCACUGCAAUGCGCAUACAUCAAGGAAGCUACCGGUGUGUUGCAGACAACGGUGUCGGCCCACCGCUUAUAAAACACGUCAACUUGACUAUUCAUGAGCCAGCACACUUUGACGAGUCCGUGGGCACAAACGUGAGUUGCGUGCGCGGCCGCAGCGUGUCGCUAGUGUGUCACGCGCUCGGCGACUCUCCUCUCACGCUGCAUUGGUCCCAUCGAGGAGUUAGACUGGACCUGAAUUCAUACAGGUGGACUGUAUCAGAAGUCCGAACAGCAGAUGGUCUACGCUCAACAUUGCAACUACGCGCGGUGGAGCGCGGGGACGGCGGCGAGUACCGUUGUCAUGCCGCCAACCAGUUCGGACGGAGCGAGCUGCUCAUGUUCCUGCAUGUUGAAGAGCCCCCUGAAGCGCCAAGGGCCUUGCAUCUGGGUGGCGUGAGUUCACGUUGGGUGCGAGUGACAUGGCAGGCGCCAGCACUAGCCAGAACUCUGUGGUACUCCGCACUGGUGACUCCUCUGCACACGCUGAGAACCGAGUCGAGCCACGCUACUACCUUCAACUUGACCAUCGAGCCUACCACUAAUGAACGACUAGAUGAUUCAACGUUGACAACGCUGGCUGCUCGGGUGGAGGCGUUAAGACCUGCUGCAGCGUACUCACUUCGUCUCACCGCCGCCAACCACGUGGGACAGUCCCCCACUUCAGAUCCAUUGCUCUUCACCACGCUUGACGAAGCUCCCUCAGUUUCUCCACAAAACGUUAGAGUGAGACCUGCCAAUUCUGGAGAGUUACACAUAUCAUGGUCGGCUCCUCCUCAAGAUAGUUGGAAUGGAGAGUUGUUAGGCUACGUGGUCACGUGGCGUGAGCUCAGCCGAGAAGGAGAGUUGGCAAAUGCCGGAGAUGAUGGAAUGACGCGGAACGGCAUGGCGGUGGCUCCUGGUUGGGGCAGCACAGAACUGACGGUAGCGGGCCUGAAAGUUUUCUCUCGCUACGCAUUGACAACACGAGCGUACAAUCGCGCUGGAGCGUCGCCGCAUUCUCCUGCUGUUUAUGCAACCACUGGUGAUGGAGUGCCGGAGGAGCCACCGAACUCAGUAAUUUGCGAAGCGGUUUCGACGCGUUCGCUGCGUAUACGUUGGUCACCGCCAGCGUUAUUGCAUACACAUGCUUUACGUGGAUAUGAUCUGCACUACGCGCCUAUACUUGUUUCUGAUGGGGUCACUGGCGGCGGUACUGAGUGGCUAACAGCUCGUACGGGCGCUAGCGGAGAGGCCACGCUGACUGGACUAAGGCCAGCCACUAACUACACGGUGUGGGUGAGAGCGCGCGCCGGCGCCGGCCUGGGCCCGCCGGCGGCGCCCGUCUACUGCGUCACUGGAGAAGACGUGCCGGGGGUAGUGGCGGCGGUGCGCGCACUGGCGUCGGGUCCUGACGCAGUCCGGGUGUCCUGGCUGCCACCGACGCCGCGCGCCGGCCGCCUCACGCACUACACGCUCUACACCAGGGAGCUCGGCAAAGUGGGUGGUGAAUGGUCACAACGCGUUGAAGCAGGCGCUGACAUAAAUGAAGACGAAGUAUCUCGCGACGUGGUAGGACUGCGCGAACGAACCGUAUACGAGUUCUGGGUGCGCGCCGCCACGUCCGCCGGCGCCGGCGCCCCAACGAGGCCCGUGACGGCGGCGCCUGCGCAGCCAUUGUCGGCGAGAAUCUCGUCGUUCAGCCGAAUAGUACACGCUUUCCGUGGCACCAGACUACGGCUACGUUGCUCAUCCGUAGGCGCACCACCCCUGCGCUAUCACUGGUCACCACUCCCUAUCGCACAUACCAUCACAGACAGUGGAGAUUUUAUCAUACAUAAAGUGGAAACGUCAACUGCGGGGAACUACACGUGUUCCGUUCGGAACGGUGCGGGCGCUGAUGCAGUGGUGUACCACGUGCUCGUGCGCCGGCCUCCCGCGGCGCCGGCGCCGAGGCUGCUGCGCACCGACACCAACACGUUACACUUAGCAUGGGACCCGCCGGAAGAUGGGGGUGCCUCCAUUCUUGGAUAUACUUUCUGGUGGCGACGCGAGGGCGCGCCAGAUUCAUCACCGACAGGCUCGACACAAGUCCCGGCCGGCGACUCCACGCUGACGUUGCGGCGUUUGGCAUGUGGCGCCCUCUACCGGGUCACCAUGCGCGCGCACAACGCGUUAGGCUAUUCACCGAUGUCACCUCCACUUCGUGCAAGGACUGAUGGUGAUAAAGUGAAACCUCCAUUGGGCAAGGAAUUUGUAUGGGCAAAUAGCAGCACGUUGCGGCUAAACUUACUGGCCUGGCGUGGGCGAUGCGCGGCCGUCAGUUGGAGCGUGUCGGUGCGGGGGGAGCGGGCGGGGGGCGGCUGGCAGGCUCUCGUUGCCGACGGAGAGAGAGCUGAGGCGAAUGGACUGUCAUCAGGUACCUGGUAUGAGGUCCGCGUGGUGGCUCACGGUCCGGCUGGCGACUCCCCAGCCCUCUACCGUGCGCCAACACUCACACACACUGGAGAACGCAUCGGGGAGCCUGUGCUGGUUCCAGUGGAAGCCCGCAGCCAGAUAUCGGAAGGGGGAGGAGUCGGGGUGGGGGCGGUAGCGUGGCGCGCUCCUCUCUUGCCGAUACUGAUAGCUACUGCUCUCGCCACGCUAUUGGCUUCUCUUGCUGUCGGCGUUGUGUGGGCGCGGCGACGACAUCGAGCCUGGUGCCUGCACCGCACUUGUUCCCCGGCUCCUGCGCCCGCGCAUCCGCAGCUCUACAGCACGGAACCCGGCAAGAGAAAUGGAAAGACCCUAUCCCCAUCAGAUAUAUUAAUUAACACAGAUGAUCUGCACGAUGAGAUAAGCCCGUACGCCACAUUCAGCAUGACGGGCGCGGCGUCGGGGUGUGCGCUGCAUUUGCACACGUUCGGCCGCGCCGAGUCGCUUGACUUGGCUGCUGCACCGCCGCGCCCCAACCUGCUCGCGCAUUCGCAAGAGUACGGACGAGCACGCGACAGCGACUCGGAGUCAAGCGGCUCGCCGUGCGCCGCGUGCGCCGCCUCGCUGUACCGCCUGCCUGCCGCGCAUCUCUCUGACACACUCCCAGCUGUAGAGUCGAGUGCGGAUGAUACGUCAUACAGCGCUUGCGGUCGGGGGCGCGUGACGAGCGCGCAGCUCGAGCUCACUGAGCGGAGCAAGCGAGCGGAGCGCGACGCGCGGGGCGGAAGAGCGCGCCGGCGCAGGGAUCACGCACGCCAUAUUGCCGCGCCUAGCGGGGGCAGUGUCAGGUACUUCUCCACUGCAGCGUUGCGGUCUCGUGACCCACUGUGAGCUAUAUAACCCCUUGUAAAUAUUCAAAAUAUUGUACAAAAGCAAACAAAAAAAACUAUAAUAUUAUUCUAAAGACACUAAUUUCUGUGCACUCUUAACAAAGGCAGUUCAUAUAGUGUGUUGUUGAAUAAUGAUAUAUCAUCUUUUUUACUAACUCCAAAGUAGUAUUUUUGUUGUAUGAACUUUGUCGCGAUGAGUUUCUCGGCGCGCUCUCCGGCCGACUGAAGCUAAUCUUAUUAAAUAAAUAAUCCAG
This is a messenger RNA of Plodia interpunctella (Indianmeal moth), 6110 nucleotides long. RefSeq names its product cell adhesion molecule Dscam2-like. NCBI's taxonomy places the organism in Eukaryota, Metazoa, Arthropoda, Insecta, Lepidoptera, Pyralidae. Bases 239 to 5857 code for a protein of 1872 amino acids. The record is from RefSeq and is a predicted model, not a curated record. Gene Ontology annotation, molecular function: protein binding. Gene Ontology annotation, cellular component: cell surface; axonal growth cone; plasma membrane. The transcript has 37 exons. Gene Ontology annotation, biological process: cell-cell adhesion; neuron migration; axon guidance.